GUACACACGCACCUGUAUAGGCACUGUUGUUUACAACAUUACGUCAGGUAUAGGCUGUCAUGUAAAGGGCAUUGCAUAUUACUUGAUGCCUAUAGCGGUCUUGUAAUAGGCGCUCAUGUACACACGCACCUGUAUAGGCACUGUUGUUUACAACAUUACGUCAGGUAUAGGCUGUCAUGUAAAGGGCAUUGCAUAUUACUUGAUGCCUAUAGCGGUCUUGUAAUAGGCGCUCAUGUACACACGCACCUGUAUAGGCACUGUUGUUUACAGCAUUACGUGUAGACGCAUGCAUAUACCUGGCAAGUAUACACCACAGCCUAAACAAGGUCAGGUAUUCUACAUAUAUACAGGGUCCUCUAUUAGGCAAACAUGUACAUAUGUCCCUCUUUAGGUCUGGGCCUUUAUUUCUCGUAUAAUACGUGUACACCUAACUGGCCUAUAUACCUUUCACCUAUUUUCCCGAAUAUCUCG
This is a messenger RNA of Volvox carteri f. nagariensis, 471 nucleotides long. RefSeq lists its product as uncharacterized. The record is from RefSeq and is a predicted model, not a curated record. NCBI's taxonomy places the organism in Eukaryota, Viridiplantae, Chlorophyta, Chlorophyceae, Chlamydomonadales, Volvocaceae. The annotation marks the transcript as partial. The transcript is spliced from 3 exons.